AUGGGCAGCCAAUCGUCCGGAGAUCUCGCCACUGCCCUCUCCCAGCCGCGACGACACAUCGUCAAAGCCUGCGAGGGCUGCCGCCAGCAAAAGAUCAAAUGUAACGGACAGUCGCCGUGCGAGCGCUGCGCCCGGCUAUCGCUGCCCUGUACAGUCCGGACUGUGGCACGACAGCGCCGGCAGAAGAUCCAGCAGAGACGGCUGCGUGAGGAUGACUUCGAUAUCAUCCGGACGGCGAUGCGGCCGGUGCGGAUCACAGACCGCGUGACGGGGCGCUCAGCGGUGUAUGGGCCGACGUCGACGGUCGCGCUGCUGCAUCUGCUUGCGGCCAAGGCGAACCGCGACGACUUUUCUAUUUCCAUCGAGGUCAGUAGCAGCUGCCUCCUGGCUACCGAGUCCGACUUCCUGUCGAUGACGCCGCUGAAACUGAACGCGUUGGCAUAUCAGCCGUAUACGAUCUCGCCUACGCUUGGCCUGUCUCUCGCUCCGCCGCUAUGUCUUACGACCAUCCCGAACCAGCUGCUGCAGUUCUUUCUCAAUCGGUAUGUUGGCACGGCGUGGUCGAUUCUCCCGAUGCAGUCGCCUGCCCAGCUGGGCGCGCUUUUUGCCUCGGCUUGCGCGGCCUUCAGCCAUAAUACGCCCCCGCCGACGUUAUAUCCCAUCUUGCUUUAUCAGCUGGCGAUGGGCUCGUUGGCAACCGCGCAGGAAGAGCUGUCGGAUAUGCUGGUCCAGGAAAGCGAUAUGUUUCUCUCGGCUGGAUCGAACCUCGCAGAUACCCUGGACCUCCAGAUGAAUAUCCUCAUGAUAAUAUACAUCCAGUACUACCGAGAAAUCGGCAACUUCGACAGAGCAUACGCGCUCCUAGGCCCGACGGCCAGCAAAAUCUACGCAGCGGGCUUCCACCUCGAGCCGCGCGCCCCGGAAGUCGAAAAGCUGAUUCGGAUUCUCGUCGGGGUGGAGGGGUUCAUCUGCAUCUCCCUCGGCCGACCCCCAAUCCUAAGCCCCGGCAUCGACGUCUCACACGACAACGAGUCGACCGACUCGAAAUACUUCACGGGCCUCUUCGCCAUCGUCUGCCCCUCCCUCCGCGCGCAGAAUAAUCCCAGCACCAGCUUCGACGAGCUCUGGCACUCCAUCUGGACGACGCAGGCGAAGCUCAAGGCGUACUGGGAGGAGUAUGAGGCGCUCCUGCGCAUGGAGCAGACGGAGCCGCAUCGCCCGUGGGAUACGGAAGAUACAAUGCGGUUGAAUGUUGUUUUAUAUGAAUAUACCGUCCUCACGAAUAUGAAGCCGCUGCUUUUGUAUAUGGGGCACCAGAACUCCGCGCUGAAUCGAGCUGCGUCGCCGGCGUCGCAGGCUUCGAGUUCUGGAGGUGGAAUGGGUAUGGGUAUGGGCAUGGGGACGGGCAUGCGGCAGGCGCUCACAAUGACGCCCUCGACCUCGAAUCCCCGCCAACCCCCAAGCAGGACGACAAAUGAAAACGCGAAACUGGUAUCCGCGAGCGAGUGUAUCCUGGCAUCCGCGAAGAAAAUCAUCUCGACGAUCUCGGAGCUCCGGCAGGGUUGUUCGGGCGCGAAGGAUCUCCCCAUGCACUCCUUCUUCCUCGAAGCAGCCUGCACUUCGCUAAUUGCAUACGGCGCCUGGCAUAAUAACGUCUCUGCCGUCUGGGAGAGCAUUGAGUUGGGCGUGCGGUGUAUGGAGGAAUUGCAGUAUCAGCGUGUUGCGGCGCAGAGGCUUGCGGCUGUCAGGACGGCGAUUGAUCAGGCGGGGCUGAGGAGGGUAGAGACUAGGUUACACCUAGGUAGUGCGUAG
Aspergillus mulundensis is the source of this 1812-nucleotide messenger RNA. Its product is annotated as Zn(II)2Cys6 transcription factor. Gene Ontology annotation, molecular function: RNA polymerase II cis-regulatory region sequence-specific DNA binding; DNA-binding transcription factor activity, RNA polymerase II-specific; zinc ion binding. Gene Ontology annotation, cellular component: nucleus. Gene Ontology annotation, biological process: positive regulation of transcription from RNA polymerase II promoter by galactose. The coding region runs from base 1 to 1812 and encodes 603 amino acids. NCBI's taxonomy places the organism in Eukaryota, Fungi, Ascomycota, Eurotiomycetes, Eurotiales, Aspergillaceae. The record is from RefSeq and is a predicted model, not a curated record. The transcript is spliced from 5 exons.